Linum trigynum is the source of this 3318-nucleotide messenger RNA. NCBI's taxonomy places the organism in Eukaryota, Viridiplantae, Streptophyta, Magnoliopsida, Malpighiales, Linaceae. The record is from the annotation of a GenBank genome assembly.
CACUGUCCUUUUUUCUCUUAUUUUGGGUUUCAACAUUAGUCCCUCACUAUUUCUCUUCCCACCUCAUUGCGGUUUACAUUGUUGUCCCCCAUGCGUUCUUCUUCUCCUCCUCCUUCCCUACUUCACUGAUUGAAACGAAGAGGCAGAGUUGAAGUAACAGUCUCCAAUGGAGUCUCUCCUCCUCCGUCCAUCUUUCUUUCAAUCCUCAUCAUUUCAGCCAUCUGGUGGAAGGAGUUGGAGGAACGACACUCUCAAAGCAGGCUCUUCCAGAAGAGCACUUUUGGAAGGUUCCACCUCCACGGCACGGGCCAAAGUAGAAGGUUGUAGUUUGUUGAGGUUUCAGCGAGGACGCAGCAGGCAUCGAGUGAAAGCUAUCAAGGAAAGAUCUUUCAGUCAACCGAGAAGUCAUACAAAGUCAUUAUAUGUCAAUGCCACCUCUGGUUCACAGCCACUGGAAUCCGAGCCUGGAGCUUAUGGUGGCUCCAAGGGUGUUUUAGAUUCAGUUAAGAAUGCACUUGAUGCUUUCUACAGAUUCUCACGGCCUCACACAGUUGUUGGGACGGCUUUGAGCAUUGUCUCGGUUUCCUUACUCUCGGUUGAGAAGCUUGCUGAUAUAUCUCCACUAUUUUUCACUGGGAUGCUGGAGGCAGUAGCUGCUGCUCUCAUGAUGAACAUUUAUAUCGUCGGCCUAAAUCAGCUGACUGACAUUGAGAUAGACAAGGUCAACAAACCAUACCUUCCAUUGGCAUCGGGGGAGUUUUCUGUGGGCACUGGUGUCUUGAUCGUUACAUCUUUCUCCAUCAUGAGUUUUUGGCUUGGAUGGGUUAUUAAGUCAUGGCCAUUGUUCUGGGCUCUUUCCAUCAGUUUUGUCCUUGGCACAGCCUAUUCAAUCAAUCUGCCAUUACUGAGAUGGAAGAGGUUUGCAUUUGUUGCAGCAUUGUGCAUACUGGCUGUUCGUGCGGUGAUUGUUCAAAUUUGCUUUUAUCUGCAUAUGCAGAUGCAUGUGUUCGGAAGAAGUGCCAUAUUUUCAAGACCAUUAAUUUUCGCGACUGCAUUCAUGAGCUUCUUCUCCGUCGUUAUAGCAUUGUUCAAGGAUAUACCCGAUAUGGAGGGAGAUAAGAUAUUCGGCAUUAGAUCUUUCACAGUGCAAUUGGGCCAAAAACGGGUGUUCUGGACAUGCAUUGCCCUACUCGAAAUUGCUUAUGGCAUCGCGAUGUUCGUUGGAGCAGCAUCGCCCUACAUGUGGAGCAAAGGCAUUACGGUGAUCGGCCAUGCCAUCUUAGCCUUAUUACUCUGGAACCGGGCAAAAUCUGUCGAUCUGACCAGCAAAACAGCAAUAGCUUCCUGCUACAUGUUUGUGUGGAAGCUGUUUUAUGCUGAAUAUUUGCUCAUACCCCUCGUGAGAUAGUAGUUAAGAUGGCGAAUGAUCGGAACGAGAAGCUGGCAUCAAGUGAUUUGGCUGCUUUGAAGCUUCUUCUGGUGUAGGGCAAUUGAGUAGAAGCACUUUUAUAACUAUCUGGAACGAAUGAUCGCCAUUCCCACGACGAUGCUUGGACGACAAUAGGAUUUAGAAUGGUUACUGGGUAACUUGGGCAUGUAGAUCCCCCAUUCUUGACCUCUGGUUCAAACUUCAAACUUUAAACAUACUGGUUUGACAGUAAGUUAGUUAAGUGCUAUUGAUUCUCAUUCUGCAUGACUUAAUUCUAUCUAUCAAGGGUAAAGUCUCUUACUUUUGAUAUGGGACUUCCUGGUUACCAAGUUCCUCUGCUGCCCGGCCGCCGCCGUCAGAACGGCCUCGACUGCCGCCACCCAUAACCGCCAUGACAGAGGGGAAAUUCUAGAAGUGCCAGGAAGUCGAAGUUUUUCCGAUCAAAUAAGGGAAAGAGCUCCGGUGGAUCAUUGAAGAUUCAAAUCAACAAUUUAAUGUUGGUCGGGGAAGGAAGGAGAAGGAUUUCUCUUCUGAUUCCUGACUCCUUGUUUGUAAUAAAGGGAAGGAGCAGAUAACCGGGGAAUUUAUGGCUGCAGAAGGAAGGGACGGCCUGGGAACUCCGGCGACGGUCUGAGAGAUGGAAGAAAAUCCCUUAACCGCCGACCAACAUCACGUACAGCCGACGCCGCUCGCACCAGGAGGAAGAGGAGGAUGCCAGAGGGAUUCCGGCGCCAGAACGAGCCUCAGAUCAGCGGAAACAAGCGCGAAAACUGGGAAAUACGGGAGGCCGAAACGGCGAAACGCGAAACGUUUCGAGUUCUCAAAACCAAAAUCGAAACGCGAGAAAUUGACGAUAAAUUGACGAUAACUUGAAAUAGCCGAUAUAUCACGAUAUUUCGAUAUAUCGCGAUAUUUAGUCUAUAUAUCGCGAUAUUUAGUCGAUAUAUUGACUUUUAUGCGAUAUAUUGACUCUGUGCUGACCGGUGAACGGACACCGGCAAAAGCAGGGGGGGAAAUGACCUGGAAAACAGGAAAAAUUAAGCAGAGCUCACUCCUGCUGACUGAACGAAGGCAAAUGAAGAAUUUCCAAGGGGAGAUACGAGUAGAUUCGAGUAGUUUAGUUGGGAAAGAAAGGAGAGGAACAUUUGCGGCUAUGUAUGAACAAGGAACAAUCAGAAGACUCUGUUUUCUCUUCCCAGCCAUACCGGACGACGGCCGGUGACGGAGUGGGGAAUCAGUUCGAACUUCGAACCCGGUGGGUUAGCUAGGUACCCACUAUUCAUCAUCAGGUCAUGAACAUACUGUCGGUUGGUCGGUCGGCGAAGGAGGAGGAGGCACGAAUUCCCCUUCUCUCUCUGUUCUUCGUCACUCUGUUUUUACAGCUAUGGUGAUCAUCCGGCCGGCAGGAAUCAAUCAGUCUUUUUUCUUGUCCCAAUCUUGAGACCAGGUAGUGUAUAAUGUAUAUACCCCUUUGUUUUAUAAAUUAUAAUUGUAAAGGCGGGAAUGGUGAUCGUAUAUAGGACGAUUUCUCCCUUGGUUCCUUCGGUAAAAUUGGAGUUUUGCAACUACUGAACAUCAUAAAUUGAAGUCGAAAAUCUCUCAUCCAAGAAAGAUAUUUGGAUCCUUUAAAUCAAGACAAAAUUACAAGGUAUAGAGUUUGAGGAGGGAGCAAAUGCAAUGUUGUUUCUGACAUUACAAGGUUGACUAAACACUCGUGCAAGAGUUAAUGGAAUUAGUCCAAGGGCAGGGGAAGCAAAUAAGCAAUGAAAGUGCCUUCAUAAGAAAUGAAAAAAACGAUGUAAGCGCAUGGUGCUAUCUAUGGACUGAUUUUUUAAUUGGGAUGAUCUCUUAAUUGUACCAAAUUCUUUGAAUGAAAUAAUUGUUAUGCA